AAGCCUUGAUUACUUCUUGUUUGACUCUAAUAAGCAGAGCCAGUUGGAUUGGACUACACGGUAUAAGAUCAUAGGAGGAAUUGCUAGAGGAAUUCUGUAUCUCCAUCAAGAUUCACGACUCACAAUCAUACAUCGUGACCUCAAAGCAGGUAACAUCCUCUUGGAUGCUGAUAUGAACCCGAAAGUUGCAGAUUUUGGAAUGGCGAGGAUUUUCGAAUUGGACCAAACAGAAGACAACACGAGACGAAUAGUUGGAACUUAUGGUUACAUGUCUCCCGAGUAUGCCAUGUAUGGCCAAUUCUCAAUGAAAUCUGAUGUCUAUAGCUUCGGAGUAUUAGUUCUUGAGAUUAUAAGCGGAAGGAAUAACAGCAGCCUCUAUCAGAUGGAUGCUAGUUUUGGAAACUUGGUUACAUAUACUUGGAAGCUAUGGAGUAACGGUUCGCCACUAGAGCUAGUGGAUUCGUCCUUUCGAGAGAAUUACCAAAGAAUCAAAAUAAUUAGAUGCAUCCAUAUUGCAUUAUUAUGUGUCCAAGAAGAUACUGAAAAUCGUCCAACCAUGUCAGCGAUAGUCCAAAUGCUUACUACUAGCUCAAUCGCCCUCGAUGUACCUCAACCACCAGGAUUUUUCUCCCGGAGUAAUCAUGAGCAAGCAGGUCCAUCGAUGGAUAAGUCUUCUCUUUGUUCCAUUGAUGUUGCGUCGCUUACUACUUUAGUUCCUCGUUAGAGAAAAACUAAAACCAAAAUUAA
Messenger RNA from Camelina sativa (false flax), 747 nucleotides. The record is from RefSeq and is a predicted model, not a curated record. NCBI's taxonomy places the organism in Eukaryota, Viridiplantae, Streptophyta, Magnoliopsida, Brassicales, Brassicaceae.